UCAGUUAGAUGCAAAUUUACUCAUUCAAAAAAAAGAAAAAAAAGAGCAAAUGAAAGAACAAGAGGAAGAUAUAGAAAUGAAUGAGAAAGAAUUAAGACAAAACUCUAUACUAGAAGAAAAACAAAAACAAAAAAAGAAAAAAACCAGAAAUUGA
Racocetra fulgida is the source of this 154-nucleotide messenger RNA. Lineage: Eukaryota; Fungi; Glomeromycota; Glomeromycetes; Diversisporales; Gigasporaceae. The record is from the annotation of a GenBank genome assembly.